AUGCAUUUCUCAAAAAAAUGUUCCGUUUUUAAGGUAGUGCUCAGUGCUCUGCUAAUCGUAGCACUGCUGCAGCUAAUUUACUUAUCAUUUCUGUCAAAACUGCAUGGCAAGCAGCAACACUAUAAGUACUCUGAGCUCUUCGGUAGUUCUGCUAAGAAAAACGCUCUACAGGGAGGAAAGAACGCUAAAAAAGAGCGUCUCAGAUAUUCGCUGUCAACCGGGGGUAUUUUCGAUAGCAGCGGUCAGUACCGCAUUUACAAAAAUUUAAUCAAAAGCGAUUACUCAAUUAAUCAGAAACCAGACGCCAGGUCGAAUCAUUUGGCGCUUGCUACACAUACAACAAUCAACAACCUACAUCACCUGGAUUCUUUGCUGGAGCGCUGGCAAAACCCGCUUUCGGUUGCCAUAUUUGCUCACGGGCAAGAUGUCAAGUUUGCCACAGCGCUCGUCUAUGCUCUUAGUGUCUUUUGCCCACAUAUCCAGGCUCUUGUGGACUUCCAUCUGGUAUGUCACUCAGGGGAGAUGGCUAGCUUCCCAGAACAGGAUCGAGCACACUUCGCAGGUCUAGAAGACUGCCCGGGAGUGUUUGCGAAAUUGGAAUCCCACCGGGACAAAUAUAAAAACUACGCCAUAGGAGGAAACGUCUCGUAUCCCAACAACCUACUCCGUAAUGUCGCUCGUGGAGGAACAGAAGCUGCCUACAUCCUUGUCAUUGAUAUUGAUAUGGUACCCAGUGCUGCUCUACACCAGCAGUUUAUUGCCAUGUUGAUGAGGAGAGAACCUGCUGCCGAUGAAGUCUUCGUUUUACCUGCCUUUGAGAUCAGACACACCCGCAAAAUGCCCGCCACCAAGUCUGAGUUGGUCCAGCUUUACCAGGUGGGUGAGGUAAGGCCUUUUUACGAGGAACUGUGCCCACGAUGCCAAGCUCCCACCAACUACUCACGGUGGGUGAACCUACACAGUACAGGUUCUGGAGCUUUGGAGGUUGCAUACACCCUCACCUGGGUGGAUCCCUGGGAACCGUUCUACAUCGGAGCAAGGUCUGUGCCACUGUAUGACGAGAACUUUCGCCAGUAUGGCUUCAACCGCAUCAGCCAGGCUUGUGAGCUCCAUGUAGCGGGAUACCGGUUCUCCGUCUUGGGCAAUGCCUUUGUGGUGCACAGGGGAUUCAAAGUCCAGGGAGAGUUCCACAGCCGCAAGGACGAGGAGAACCGAAAGAACCGCCUACUGUUCCGCAGCUUCAAGGAGGGGCUGAAGACCAAGUAUCCAAGCUCCCCUCGCCGCUGCUGAGGAACAAGAGAACUGUACCAUUCACCAAGGAGGUUCCACGCUUCAUCCAAGAACCACAGUUAUCGGGACCAGUGUCAAAGUCCAUAUCGGUACUGGCACAUUGG
Messenger RNA from Chanos chanos (milkfish), 1394 nucleotides. It is a transcript of the gene b4gat1, whose product is annotated as beta-1,4-glucuronyltransferase 1. The coding region runs from base 1 to 1290 and encodes 429 amino acids. Gene Ontology annotation, molecular function: glucuronosyltransferase activity. The transcript has 2 exons. The record is from RefSeq and is a predicted model, not a curated record. Gene Ontology annotation, biological process: protein O-linked glycosylation via mannose. Gene Ontology annotation, cellular component: Golgi apparatus. NCBI's taxonomy places the organism in Eukaryota, Metazoa, Chordata, Actinopteri, Gonorynchiformes, Chanidae.